AUGAGCUCAUCUCAUCAGCAGUCCACAACUGGCUCAGUCCCCAUACCUUCCGUUGCGACAGCCCAGAAAAGACCUGCCCCACGUGGAUCCGCCUCAUAUCCCCGCAAGCGCGCAGUCAAGGCAUGCCAGGUCUGCCGGUCGCGAAAAACUAAAUGCGACAACGCGAAGCCAGCAUGCUCAUUUUGCGUCAAAGUCGGAGCAACUUGUGUUCAGACACCGGUUGACCUAUCCUGCUUUGAUCCGGCCAGUCUGCACAUCUUACAGCGACUCGAUGAUCUGGAACAGCUUGUUCGCGAAGGUAAUACUCAUACCUUCGACCAGGCCGUCACCAUACCAAACCAGUUGAGCGAAAGCUUGGAUCCAGCUCAAAUGCUGCCAUGCCCUAUCGAUUCAAUUCUAGAAUGGAAAAGCUUGAGAGAACUGCUACCACGACCACAAAAUGGUCCGGCAUUUCCGUGCAUCAAAAAGUCGGCGCAUAUGACAACAUCCCCGCCACUAUCGGCACUAGAUGAGUUUGAGCCUCACCGGGUUCGAUCUUUACUUGACAAUUUCUUCAAUUUUGUUCAUGUGAAAAACCCUGUUCUUAAUGAAAAAGAGACAAGAAGAACUGUGAAUCGGAUUUGCCUUCACGGAAUUGACUGGUCGCCAGAUGCUUGUCUUUCGUUGUUGAUUUGUGCACUCGGUACGAUAGCCACUCCCCUCGAUGGCGGGUAUGUGCAUCAUGAUUCAGAUGCUUAUAUGAAUGCCGAGUCUUUCUUCUUAGCUGCAAAGAAAAGAUUGGGGUUGAUUUUGGGCACAUCAAGCAUCAUUGAAGCACAAUGCAUGUUCCUUGCAGGGGUAUACAGCAUGUGCACUUUUGAUAGAAUGACAGCUUGGCGUUACUUCAUGCAAUCCUUAGCUUGCUGCCAGACCUUCCAAUCGCUGAUAGGGUUUAGGCGAGAGUAUGGAGAGCAGCUGGAUGAGGCCGGCCGUCGGUCAGCAGCUGCGGAGCAAGCAAUAUACUGGUCUGCUUGGAAGUCAGAGCGCGAGGUCAACGAAGAUCUCAACUUGCCUGGUUUUUUAUUUUCCGAACUUGACGCUGGAUAUCCGCCAUUAUUCCCUACACCACCGAGCCACAAUAGCGACAUUGCGACAUCACAUGACUCUGAGACAGAGACGCGCGAACACACAUCUUGGUAUUUCUACCUUUCUGAGAUAUCCUUACUGCGUCUCCGGCAUCGCAUGGCCAAAGAGAUCAAGGAAUCGACACCUCAAGUCGGCCAGAGUCAUAUCAACAGCCUUGCUCUCGAAGUCGCCGACCGUGAAGCGCAAGUCUCCGAUUGGGUUUGCGCAUUACCUCAAAGCAUGUCUAUGAACAACCCACCCGAGGAAGACGAGGUAUGUCGAUUUGUUCUUCGCGGGCAUCUUAUCAACGUUUGGGAAAUUAUUUACUGGCCGUUCGUUGAAUGCGCCGUAAAUUCAAACAUUACAAUGGAGGAUGAGCCAUUGUUGAGGGAACUUGCAAUGAAGGGCCUGCAAAUUCACAUGGAACGCAUUCGUGUCAAUCGUCCUGGAUUCGCGCACAGGCAUCAUGGCACCUUUUACCUAAUCAAGUCUUGUACUCAGAGUGCGCUCAUUCUCCUGGCUGCAGCGAGAAGCCGCAAUUUUGUAACGGACGAGGUUGAGACUCCGCUCCACGUUCCCAUUGGGUGGCAGAAUGCUGUAGAAGAAGUCAUUCAGUUGUUGGAGGCUUGGGAACAGGAGUCAGCAGAUCUAUCCACUAUGGCCAAUACUCUCCGCCUCAUGUAUCGGAAUUAUCAAGGAAGGACCUAA
This is a messenger RNA of Bipolaris maydis ATCC 48331, 1812 nucleotides long. RefSeq lists its product as uncharacterized. Gene Ontology annotation, biological process: regulation of DNA-templated transcription; DNA-templated transcription. Lineage: Eukaryota; Fungi; Ascomycota; Dothideomycetes; Pleosporales; Pleosporaceae. The record is from RefSeq and is a predicted model, not a curated record. Gene Ontology annotation, molecular function: DNA binding; zinc ion binding; DNA-binding transcription factor activity, RNA polymerase II-specific.